GAUGUGUCGCAGGUUUAAAAAGUGCUCAUCUAGCGCAAGGAAAUGGAGCAGUGCAAAACAUUAAAUGCUGAAUUGUAAACAAGGCAGCGGAAGAGCGGGAACGUGUGCAGCCAUUCUAACAGUGCAUGGGAUUUGCAUGUUCAUAGUUACUUUAACGACAAGAAGGAAAAGCGCAAAGAUACAUUGACAGCUACUUCAUUCUUUUAGCUUAACUUAACUGAUGGAACUGUCCGCGAUUGGUGAGCAAGUGUUCGCUGUGGAGUCGAUCAUUAAGAAAAGAGUUAGAAAGGGUCACGUCGAGUAUUUAUUGAAGUGGAAGGGGUGGCCUCCCAAGUACAGCACAUGGGAGCCGGAGGAGCACAUUCUAGACCCUCGACUGGUUUUAGCGUAUGAGGAAAAAGAAGAGAGAGAAAGGUCAGUGAGGUGGCGUAAAAGAGGCCCAAAACCGAAAAGACUCUUCAUGCAGAGGAACAUUUACGCAAUGGAUCUGCGCAGCGCACACAAAGCUACAGAGAAUUCUUCAGCACAUCUCCCGCUCUCACUUGACCCAAGGUUCCAGUCCACAGGGGCUUGUAUAUAUCAAAGAUUAACCCACCACAAGAAAAAGAAGAAAACAUCCAGAGAGACUUCUGAGGAAGAAUGGGAUAGAAGAGAAGAAGAAGAUCAUGAGGACGAUGAUGAUGAGGGGGUUAUGGAGGAAGAAGAAGAGGACACAAGACAAGGAGGAACUAAAACUGGCAGCAACACUUUAAACAAGCAUGUCAGGAGAGGACGCUGGAUUCCAACCACUGAAUCAGCGGCAAUGACUAUAUCUCCUUUACCUGAAGACUGGAGUCCAGUUAUGGGCCCAGAGGAGGUCAUUGUGACAGAUAUCACCAUCAACUCACUGACUGUGACUUUUAGAGAGGCCUUGGUAGCAAGGGGCUUCUUCAGGAGCUGGGAGAUGGAGAUCUAACAUUACAGAGACUGAGGGGGGUCAGAACGAGAAUUGGUACAUCCCUUGUUUUGCAUUGUUGAUUAUGUGCUUGCACAACCUCCGCCAGUGUUUCAGACUACAUUUAUUUGCACUAUUAGUUCUAAAUGAGUUCAAACUUUCCAAAAUGUUUCCGCGAUUACAAUCAAUCAAAGUAACAGUCCAUUUAAUGACAGUACUGAUAGUAUGAUGAAAUUGUGAACUUGUAUUGACCAUGAAACAAAUCAAGCCAGUUCUCUGAUACUGGAUUGCAGUGAAGUUUACAGAUUUAACUAAAUGGGAUAAUCUUCAUUUGGUCUAGUCAUGUAUUUGCAUGAAAUACAUAAUGGUAGUUCAGAGUAAGUCGCACAAUUAAGUAUUCCUAAAAGCAAAGUUGUCACAUACAUAUUCACAUUACGUGGAUGUAUGUAUGUAUGUGUGUAUAUAUAUAUAUAUACUGUAUACUUGGUAAACAUUCUAAUCUUGACCUUCAAUUUAAAUUGCACCUAAUGUAGUAAAUUAGAAUUAGUGGCCUCCUGAUACUUAAAAUAUGUUAAAUACAAAAUACAGCGUUGUGUGCCGUUCUUGACACUUCAUAAACAAAAUAUUAUGGUGUGGGGGAAAAAAAACUGCACUCCUCAUCAUCGCACAAUUAUGCUCUAACUUUGAGCGUAAUUAUGUGUAUGAAAUAAAGUUGCAUUUUAUUUUUUUCCCAACACUUGCUUGCUAAUAUCUAUUUGCAGUGUUUGUGCAAUUUUUUUGUCCUGACAAGUAUGCACCAUCUUGCACAGUAGUCUACCAUGUUAGAUUUAACUUGACUACUGUUUAUAUUUGGUGUUAUUUUAGUCCAAGAUGAAAACUGAGACCUGAAGACCAAAAUAAAAUAUUGAUGAUUUCUAUAUUGAGGCAAAUGUAUAUUUAGCCUCUAGGAAUGUCCAUCUCUGGGGGCUCAACUGUUUAAUAUCUGACAUCAUGUGACCUGUAUAUAUUUGAUAGACUAUGUCUGUGCCAAAUGUCUGUGGUUGCUUUUGCUAUUAAAAGUAUUUGCACUUUAAAAUAGAAAACUUGGUAUUAUGAUGCCAUAAAUAAAACCUUGGUGUAACUGUAUCAUUAUCCAUUAAUUUUUUUAUAUUUAAUCAGCAAUGUGUGGAUUAACUUU
Molecule: messenger RNA, 2111 nt
Organism: Sinocyclocheilus grahami
Lineage: Eukaryota; Metazoa; Chordata; Actinopteri; Cypriniformes; Cyprinidae
Product: chromobox protein homolog 7-like
Exons: 6
Coding region: 221-955 (244 amino acids)
Biological process (GO): negative regulation of transcription by RNA polymerase II
Cellular component (GO): PRC1 complex
Source: RefSeq, a predicted model, not a curated record